GUGCACUAGUAAAUGUCCAUUAGACAUAAGCAGUAGAAGGGAGAAGAAGUACUUUGCUGCAUACCGAGACGUUUCUGUGUUACGUGUGACGUAUGAACCUUUCGUGAGGCCAGUUGCGGUGAUAUUUUUUUUUUUAUUCUUUCCCCUUACCCGUAAUUUUUAUAUUUCUCUCAGCGGGAGUCGUGCGGAGUAAACGUGUAGUGCCUCGCGUGUCUCGUCUCUUAUUAUGUGAGAGUCAACGCCUGCGACAAGUGCAUCAACAGUCAUCUUAAUUUGUUAUUUGUCACUGCUUGAUUAUUCAUCCAUUGAAUUAUUAUCGCUGAGGACAGCAUUACACAGCUCGUUGUCGUGGAAAUUACAUGAGUCGACAGUGUUUUAUAUCAACUCUCAGCUAUGUGGAUCGGUUGUGUGUCAAUGACGUGGACAUGAUGGAUUAUCACCUCUGAGGAUUGAGUAAAUAUUGUUAGAGAUGGGGAUUGAUGAUGAUCUAGUCACUGUACUUCGCGAUCUCGUGGAGUUUUUGGAAACGUUGUGCGACGUCAAAUUGCCCGAUUCCCUCGAGCAUGUUCGCUCUGAUCUGCUCAGGAGAUCGCGAACUAGCCUGGAAGUUCGCACUCCAAACUCGACAACACUGGAGCCAUACCUGGAGAUGAAGCCGGGAAAGGGAAAAGCUCUGGUGCUACCGAAAUUCAAUAAAUUAGAUGACGCCAUUCUAACGGAGUAUAUUGAUGCCGAUCAUCAGGCUCCGUCCGUCCAAGUAUCCUCAGAGUGUCAGAAUGAGUAUGAAAGCUUUGGAAAUGCCCCGGUGAACCCUACACCAGUGACUGAGGAGGAGAAUGACGCCGAGGAACAGUUGAAAAUUAUCUACAGGAGCUUUUCCGCGGAACAGACGAGGAGCAAGUGCCACAAGUGUGGACCUCUUCAGCAGUUGAAGGAUGAGAGGAAUAUUUUCAUGAAGAGUGUGCUGAGGGAGAGACCGUGUUGGAUUGGCAUAGUUGGUACCUACUUACUCACCUACGACAACAAAGACGCCAAGAAGCCCAAGGAAAUAUCGUCAAUCCGAGGUUUCUCAGCUCGCCCAGCCCCAACUCUACUAAUCUCGGAUCCCGACCGUUCAAAGUCGGUAUUCGAGGUGUUCUCCCCAGGAAGUAAAACCCUGCAAUACAUCGGGCGAGCGCCAAAGGACAUGGAGCAAUGGGUAGCAGUGAUAAACCGUCUGGGAACAGGUUCUCAGACUGAAAAACCGAACAUUGAGAUCCAAGCAGCCCUCUUCGAGCAACUAAUUCCCAGCUUCGAAUCAAACACCUCAAUUUCCGAGGAGCAAUACCAAGACAUUGGACUAGCGACCGACUCCUUCAAAGGUAGAAAGACACCAGAGAAGGCGAAAAUCCCCAAAGAUCUCGAGAAAGAAGAUAAAUCACCAGAGAAAUCGAAGACUGCUCCAUCGAGUUCGCCCCCUCCACUUCCAGCUAGGAUACCCAGAAGACUUCCAUCCCUUCCUCAGACACCUACCCCCUGCACUUCCACCUGCGAUGACAUGACUGAAGAGAAAGACGACAUUUACUACUCAAUCGAAGAAAUGAAAGCCGGAACAACUUACAUCAAUCUCAAGCCCCUGAACAAGAAAGCGAACUCCACUCCCGCAACCGAGAAACAAGAGAUCGAGCUCUACGACGACAUCCAGGGGAUGGAACCGAAGCCCCUCACUGCCGAGGAAAAAGUCGAAACCUACGACGAAGUGGGAACGAGCGAGGGCAAGAAGAGGGAGAAUACACGAGACUCACCGAAGAAGAAAUCCUUCUUCAACAGGUUCAAAGGACAAAAGGAAUCUCCGAAGAAGGAGGACUCGAAGAAGAAGGAAAAGCAGAAUGUGAUAGAGACCUCGAGACCUACUGACCAAGAGUUGCCGACGUAUGACGAUAUCCAGGGAAUAUCACCCGAAACAAAAAUAAGCGACUCCCACGUGAUCGAGGAGCAGGAGAAUUACACGUGUCCCCCUGCACCUAGACCAGUUUUUGUGGAUCCACCCCUGCAAAUUGAGGAAGAGAUUUACGAUGACAUUGGACACAUACGUGAGACUGAACGAAAUGAAUCAGCCGUAAUCAGUGAUAAUUGCGAGCUUGAGCACUAUCAAGUGCCCAGGGUACAGGACCCAAUUGACCUGGGUCAAUUAAACGUGGCGAAUGAGGAAGAGUUCUACGAUGAUGUGGCUAUUCGGGAUCAUUUCAGAGCGAGGCAACGAGACUCCGCAUGUUCCUCGUCAUCGUCUGAGAAAGCUGUGAACAAUGUUGCCAAGGUUUGGAGCCGAUUUGCCAGUGGAAAGAAGAAUAAUGAUAAAAAUGGACUCAAGAAGAAUGGGAGCGAAGAGGGCCUCGAGGGAGGUGUAGAGUCUGGAGAGGAUGGCAACGAUCCUAAAGUCAAUAAAUUCCAUAAACUUAAGAGCAAGAUGGAGCAUGCCUUGAAUAUAACUGGAAAACCACCUAUUCCAUCGUUCACCAACAGAUACGACGGUCAUUAAUUAGUCAGUAUUCACGAAUGCGAGAUAAAACGGCGAAAAUAGUUUAAAGCGCAUGGAUUGAGAAGCUAAUUAGUGAUUAAUGACAAUUUGAUUGAGUGAUAUUAAUUUUAUUUCGGUAACAAAUGUCUCUCUCUAUUAAAUUACACAAUUAAAUUCAGUUGCAUUCAGUCGGAAAUGAGAAGACAAUCUUCAUUCCAGGAGAUACUUAAUUGAUAUUUUUCAAUCAAUUGCCGCAACAUUUGUGCUGCUCGCCAAUUAUUUUAGCAAAAAUCUCUGAUACUAGUGUUUUCAUACGACCUAGAAAUGCCAUCACAACUUCUGAAUACACAUCAAACUUUUCAAUUCCCCAUUUCUGGUACUCCCCCACCGGUAAUGUCGUCUGAUUUUCAAGAUAGCCAACGAUGAAAGCUGAGUAGUGUGAAUUCAUUUUCGGAAGAAGAAUUAUUAUGCAGAUCGAUAUCAGUCCUAACACGAUAAUGAAUGAGAAUGUUGCAGACAACAGUGAGCACCCGCUGUCCCCCUCACCUAAAAAUAAUCAUUCCAAUUAACCAAAUGAAUCUUGAAGAGAAAUAAUGUUGUUGGAACAACACUCCUGGACUUCUCCCAUUAUUUUUGACUCUAUAAAUAAAUUGGUGAUUCACCUUCUGAUGAUGAUUCACCCGAUUUCCCCCUGUUCCGUUCACGAAGCUGAGAUGUGUGAUCAAUAGCCCCCUCAUGACUCGCUGAAAUUUUUCCAUCACCAUCCUUCUGAUUCUGUUUCUCAUCCUUCACAUUAUUCUUCUUUUUCUUCUUCUUUUCUUUUUUAUUCGUUGGAGCAGGUGCACUUGCAGCUGUCGAUGCUUCAUUUCUUCUUUUCUUCUCCUCCUCGACGGUUUGCCUGAUUCGACUCAGGUGCGAUACGAUACUACGAGCACACUGCACGCAUUCGGCAAGAUUGUUGCAUGGGCCAGCUACACUGGCAACAGCUGAUGUCAGUGGAUUGUCUUUUAGGUCCAACCAUUUGAGAUUUUUCAAAUCACCCAUGCUCAGCGGCAAUCUACUGAUCUAUGACCCAAAUUCCCAAAUCAGUGGCACUCCACAAUCAGUCAUCGAUUUCUGAUACGUAAUGUCAUUUCCACAGCAAAAUUUUAAUAAAAUAAUUGAGAAAAAAUAUAAGAAAAUUUGGAGACCAAGAAAUCUGACUCAUUUUUUUUUUCUCCAAAAAAAUCUUGAGUUUAAUUGUCGAAGAAAAGAAUGUUUAUGUGGAGUCAACAUUUGUUGCAUUGUGGCAUAAAUUAUGAAGAGUACUACUCGAUAAAUAAACUUCACCUGAUUGCUGUACAAA
Messenger RNA from Diachasmimorpha longicaudata, 3842 nucleotides. RefSeq lists its product as uncharacterized. The record is from RefSeq and is a predicted model, not a curated record. The coding region runs from base 470 to 2518 and encodes 682 amino acids. The transcript is spliced from 5 exons. NCBI's taxonomy places the organism in Eukaryota, Metazoa, Arthropoda, Insecta, Hymenoptera, Braconidae.